GGUUGAAUUCAAUUAACUCAGUAAAAUUUUGAAGUGUCUAUUGCCCUGGGCACCAUAGAGGUGCUCUCUUUUCAAAAUAAACUGAAUUUGGCGUAUGCUGGGGAUCUUGGAAAUGAAUUCCUUUAGAGCAUGUUCAGAUUUCCCACUCAAGGGUUUUGUUAGGAUAUGCGUUUAUCUCUGAAACUACUCUUCUCAGUCCUUUUGACAUCAGAGCAUGUUGAGGUCUCCCACUGAAGGGAUUUUUUGGUAUAUAUGUUCUUAUCUCUGAACUGAUUAUUUCCGGUUCUCUUGAUUAUCAUGUUUUUCUCAUUUAUUGAUCCUUACACAAGAAUGCUAUUUUCUUUCCAAAAUGCUUGUCAAAGGUCUGCCUUCAUCUUAGUGUUGUCUUACUUAAUUUGGAUGCAUAAUUUCCCUUCCUACAGAUGAUUCCUGUAGCAGCAAAUGAUGUUGCUUUCUCAAUACAUGCAGUUUUAUUGACAGUCUUCACAUUGUUGCAAGUUUUGAUUUAUGACCGAGGAAAUCAAAAUGUCUCAAAGAGCUGCAUACUGAUCAGUUCGGCCACUUGGGCUGCUGCUUUAGUUUGCUUGAUUGUUGCCUGGCCUAAGCUUUCUUGGCUAUGGCUUAUUUCUGUGUUCAACACCAUACAAGUCGUCAUGACCGCGAUCAAGUACAUUCCCCAGGCAUUCAUGAACUUCAAACGCAAGAGCACAGUAGGAUGGAGCAUUGGGAAUAUUUUACUUGAUCUAACUGGGGGUCUGCUGAACUUUGUCCAAAUGGCUGUGCAGUCUGUAGACCAAAAUACAUGGGUAAACUUCUAUGGAAAUAUAGGGAAGACCCUGCUUUCGCUGGUAUAUUUUCUAUUUAAUGGUUUUUUAUCUCCUUGUAAACGAAUCACCACUGUCUUUCAGAUUCAUUGA
Messenger RNA from Dendrobium catenatum, 917 nucleotides. Its product is annotated as cystinosin homolog. Bases 423 to 917 code for a protein of 164 amino acids. Gene Ontology annotation, biological process: L-cystine transport. Lineage: Eukaryota; Viridiplantae; Streptophyta; Magnoliopsida; Asparagales; Orchidaceae. Gene Ontology annotation, molecular function: L-cystine transmembrane transporter activity. The record is from RefSeq and is a predicted model, not a curated record. The transcript is spliced from 5 exons. Gene Ontology annotation, cellular component: vacuolar membrane.